GGGGCCUAAAAUUUUAUGACACCGGCCCCAUUGACAUACAUCAACCUCUGGUGCAGAACUAGAAACCAUGGCAAGUUACCCUGGAAUAGAGAGGUGGAGAGGUAAGGUUGCUCUGGUGACAGGAGCAUCAUGUGGGAUUGGCUAUGACCUGUCCAAGCGUCUCUGUGAGCUGGGAAUGAAUGUGGUGGGCUGUGCAAGGACUGUCGACACAAUACAGGCUCUAUCUGCUGAGCUGGGUGGUGCUGGGUGUGGGAGGUUGGUGGCUGUCAAGUGUGACGUGAAAAAGGAAGAAGAUGUCAAAGCCACGUUUGAGGUAGCCAAGAAAGAGUUUGGUGGAGUGGACGUUUGUGUUAGCAAUGCUGGCUUGGGACACAAUGCUCCUCUGCUUACUGGCAGCACUCAGGACUGGAGGGACAUGUUGGAGGUGAAUGUUCUUGGUCUGUGUAUCUGCAACCGUGAGUUCAUGACUCAGCUCAAAGAGAGGGGAGUGAAUGAGGGACACUUGUUCCUCAUUAAUAGUAUGUCUGGGCAGCGUGUUCCCCAGUUGCAAGCUGGGGGGACAAACGUUCACUUCUACUCUGCUACGAAGCAUGCAGUGACUGCACUUACUGAGGGGGUGAGGAGGGAGCUGAGGGCAAUGGACUCCAAAGUCAGGGUCACAUCCAUUUCUCCUGGGGUGGUCCGUACUGAAUUUGCUGCUCGCUUGAAGAAGAAUAGUGAUGUGAAAACUGUGCAGGACGCUAUGGGAGAUGUACUUGAGAGUGAGGACAUCACCAGCUCCAUCGUAUAUGCCCUGGCUGUCCCACCCAGGAUGGAGAUCAAUGAUAUCUUGAUAAGACCAACUAUCCAAGUGACCUGAGCAAUGAGCCUCCAUGCCAUGCAUGACUAGAACCGUGUAGUUGUACGUACGUACAAUGUAUGCGUGUACACUUUUUCAAACAAGAAUUAUUGGUUUUGUUUGUACAUAAUUAUUGUGGUGUAUAUAAGUAUUACAUUGUAUUGUUGAUGUUAUCUCA
Messenger RNA from Halichondria panicea, 1016 nucleotides. RefSeq names its product dehydrogenase/reductase SDR family member 11-like. The record is from RefSeq and is a predicted model, not a curated record. Gene Ontology annotation, molecular function: oxidoreductase activity. Bases 68 to 859 code for a protein of 263 amino acids. Lineage: Eukaryota; Metazoa; Porifera; Demospongiae; Suberitida; Halichondriidae. The transcript has 7 exons.